Messenger RNA from Kickxella alabastrina, 670 nucleotides. RefSeq lists its product as uncharacterized. Gene Ontology annotation, cellular component: mitochondrion. The record is from RefSeq and is a predicted model, not a curated record. NCBI's taxonomy places the organism in Eukaryota, Fungi, Kickxellomycota, Kickxellomycetes, Kickxellales, Kickxellaceae. The coding region runs from base 61 to 570 and encodes 169 amino acids. The transcript has 2 exons.
UUUUCAUAUACUAUUGCAAUAUCAUAUUUAAACUUGAUAUUUAGUUUUUUUUUGUUAAACAUGUUCCGACCAGUCUUUAUUUCCGCGCGCUUUUCAAGCCGCUCAGCGCAGCGCAGAGUUUACUCACAAGCGUCACCCACCCCAUCCUCUGCUUCCCCAACACCAGAGCGCGGCUGGCGCAGGCACCUGCAUGCAUUCAAGGACCGGCCAGCCAGCCACAUAACUACGUUCGCUGUACUCCACGAGAUCACCGCCAUAGCACCCCUAUUCGGCGUCUACUACGCCCUGGAUUACUUUGAGCCAAAGGUCCCUGUCCCGCAGGCUGUUCUCGAAGAAGGCAAUAGGUAUGUCAAUAGGCUGCGGCAGUAUGUCGGAUGGGAAGCGUUGGCGACGGAUUCGCCAGUGCUCCUGCAUCUGGCCACCAGUUAUGCUGUGGUUAAGGCGGCGGCUCCAUUUCGAAUUGCUGCUAGUUUGGCUAUGACGCCUUGGGUCGCUCGGUGGUGCACUGUGCCGGUGGUCAGGGGCAUUGGGAAGGCCAGAGCGGCUGUGCGCAGAGUCAAAAAUAAGUAAUAAAAAGAAGCAAAUAAACGUAUCGUGCGUCUGAUUUUGAUACUGCUUCUGCUAUUGUUUUGCUGAUCAGUACAGGGAAUUGUUGAGAUGAUAAAGAAGA